AUGCAGUUAGAGAACGAGCUGGAUGCCAAGGUGAUGUCGUCAUCAACAGGAUGCCCGGUGGGGACACUCAAGUGCGCUGUGUGGCCUCUGUCGAAAGAUGGUAGUAGUACUACUGUACCCGAUGAGGAGAUAGUGGAGGAGCCAUCACAACUCGUCGGGCAACCAUUGUCCUUUCGUUUGGUGGUCAAGCAGGCAUCCUGUCUCACUCCCAAAGAGCUGGCGAACAACGUAACAGUCCGCUAUAGGUGGCAGUUGGAUGAUGAGGAUACCAUUAUUCGGAUGAAGGGUUCGGCUGAGGACGUCUUCGUCCUUGAUUAUGGAAGAGAUAUCCAUCUCACACCUUGUUUAACGCGAGGGAUGUUAUCUAUCCUUCAGGAGGAAGCAAUUGCUCUUGAG
Molecule: messenger RNA, 396 nt
Organism: Perkinsus marinus ATCC 50983
Lineage: Eukaryota; Perkinsozoa; Perkinsida; Perkinsidae
Exons: 4
Source: RefSeq, a predicted model, not a curated record